Molecule: messenger RNA, 5217 nt
Organism: Schistosoma bovis
Lineage: Eukaryota; Metazoa; Platyhelminthes; Trematoda; Strigeidida; Schistosomatidae
Source: the annotation of a GenBank genome assembly
UGUCAAUAUGGCUGAUAAAACGGCGCUUGAUUGUGCGAAAGGUACUAGUUAAGUUUUUUGGAUAUUGAACGAUUUGAUGAGUAUUUUUCAAAGUGGUACGUGUUGCACACAUGGCAAGUGCUAUUUCGGAUGUUUCCUUUGUAUCAUGGGCAUCAGCUGCUACGGAAUGCACCAAUCCAACAUUUCAAACUGCAUUAAAUCGACCAUGGCCUAAUACCUCAAUGCACAGAGAUGUGCUGUCUGUACUUGCAGCUGUUACUAAGACAAUCAAAGAUAACGGUGGGAAGGAAUCGCCCACAGAGUACUAUGCCGCCUUGUUGACUCUUAUCAAUGAGUCCUCUGAAAAAGUGGCUGUUGCUUAUUUACUAAAGCUAGUCAUGUGCAAGUCUGUCCAGGAUUCACUGUUGCGCAAAACAUGUGGAGAGGCUGCAAAAACACUUAUCAAACUUUUGUCGUCCCACAAUAUCAGCACUGAUGCUUGUCUUAUUAAAUCCGUCUUAACGUGCCUUGGUAAACUUUUACGGGCUCAGUCGUAUGACUCCUGGUCAACCGAAUCCAUCCGUCAUAUAUAUCGUCACGUGUUGCGUUUCGUUGAUAGUGAGAAACCCAGCAUUCGUAAAUCAUGUCAUUCAUCAAUUGUUGAUAUCUUGGGUUCAUUGAACGUCGUCAGUUUAACUGGAGAUGUCGUUUUUCAUCCUGCUUGCCAUCAAACCCAGGAACAUUUGUGCUCUGUUAUCCGUCAAGAGACAAGACAACUAAUAUCCUCACUGCAUACAAAGGAUGUCCAUUGCACUCGCCUCUUGCAUUGUCUAAAUUUAUUAGCUUCAAUAGUCCCUUUGCUCCCUUCUAAAGAUGUAAAAUUGGCUUUUGAAUGUGUUCUUGAGUUAGCGAACUUCCCAAAUCCACUGGUUGUAACCAAAGUGUUUCAUAGCUUUAAAAUAAUGUUUGAUUCAAAGCCAUCAUUAAAAACUUUACCUAUUGAUAUAGCUGCACGUCUGUUGACAGCAUUGUAUUCAUGUCGACCCAAUGAUCCAAAUGUUUUUACAAUGUCUUCUACAAACAAUACAUGUACUGGAGUAGAUGCAUUAAUUUCAUGGAUACAAGCUCUCAUCUCAGGAUGUGCAUAUUUGUGUGAUUUUUCAUUGUUAGCUUUAAAAACUGAGGAUAAUGAGUUGAAGAAAACAAUUGAAAAUGUUGAACGGUUCAGUAUUCAACGGUUGGCUAAUGAACACUUAGAUCGUUUGGUUAAGACAUUAAUGUCCUUGUUGAUAUCUACCCCACUUCCACAAUUAAGAGAACCGGUUACUCAAAAAUUAAAUCAACUUUUUACUGAGAUUGUUGAUCCCCAGCUAGUAUCAUGUCAGUUAGCUGAUUUACUUCCAGACUUUAUUCCUAAUGUCUUAUGUAGUUUUAUUACUGGUCUUCAAUAUACACAUUAUGAAAUAUGGAACCAUAUAUUAUGCUUAAUUGGUCGAUUUAUUAUGAUUAUUUCUAAAGUGUUCCCUUCUGGUACAACACUAAAUUCAAAUUCUCUCGUUGAAUUAUUGAAAGUAAUUUUGCAUCUACGAGAUUGUCUAGUUGAUGGGCCUAAAAGUUUAAUCAAUCUUAUCCAUGUUGAUCUGGAGAAUUUCCCUCUAAUUGGAUUAAAUGAUUUGGGUGAGAAAAUUAUCGAUGGAUUGGAUAGUGUUUGUUUAUUGGCCGUUGAAUAUAUCGGUCCAGAAUUAAUUCUACCGGGAAAUAUAUUUUCUUUGGAAAUGAUUAUUGAAGAGUUAGAGACUGGUAAAAUUGACCUGCAAAGAUCCUGGUUUCUGCCGUUAUUAUCACGUGCAGUACCACAGAAACCAAUUGCAUUAUCAAUCUUUCAUAAACAUAUCCUUCCGUUAGCCGACAGAGCUCUUGCUGUAGCCACUGUAUAUUCUUCAGCGACUGUUUUGUCUGAUAAAACAAAGCCUCCAAAUAAUGCUUUAAUAACUUUAUCAAUUAAAGUAGCUUGUCAACUUUGGUCCUCACUAAACAUGUUUGUACAUCACAGCCCUAUAGAUUGGUCAGAAUUAUCAACUGGUGGGUUAGGAUGUCGAUUAGUUAAAGAAUUGAAUUCAGCUCCCGCAUUAAGACCAAUUAUUCUUCAUACAUUUCGCCGAUUAGCUAAACUAGCUGUUGGUAAUGACCUCGCUAUUACAGUUAUGCGUGGCGGUGCUAAAACAGCUAUACCAAAUAUGUUAUCGUUGUAUGAAACACUGGACACAUUUACACAACAUUCAUUAAAGCAAAAAAUACAAGCGACCCUAUCAUAUUAUCUACCAAUUUUAUCAUCAAAAAUGAUUAGCUCUUUGACAAAAACUGCUAUGAUUAAAUUUGAAAAUACAAAAGAACCAGUUUAUUUGGAAAUAUUUCAAAUUUUAACUGCUUACAAUUCUGUACAAGAAUUGGAACAAAUCAUAAAAAGAAUUAAUGAAUACUUAAGUGAUCCUCAAUUAUCAAAACCUUUAAGAAAACGUGUUUGUCGUGUGUUGGAGAGUAUUUGUGCUGGAAGUACUAGUCAAACAGAUGAAUUUUUAAAUUUACACUUUGAUGAUGUUAUUCGUAUGAUUUAUAGUUUAACAAGGAAACCAGGCACUAAUAAUUCAACAACUGUUACAUCAUUAACAGAUAAAUCAUUAAAAAUCGACAAUAAUCUUACUGAAACUAUUGAAGAAAAAUUAACUACAUUAUCAGUAUGUGAAAUGAAAAUUGGUAAACCUAAUAAAUUAUCACAAUUCUUUAUACCAUGGAAAUCUAUUUUACGAUGUAUUCAACAUUUAUUUAAACGUAUAGUCACUAAUGAAUUGAAUACUAUUAAUAAUACUAAUCAGUCCAGUGAUGAGAAUUUGACAACGAAAAAUUUAAUGGAUAAUGAACGCUUAAAAGAAUUUGCAAAUAUGUUUCUACCUGAAAUAUUAACCUGUUUAUGUGAAUUAAAUCAAACAGUAAGAAAUUUAGCUGGAAAUUUAUUAAUCAACCUUGUCUAUGCAUUUGCUGGUCAACAAGUAUGGGAUAAAAAUAAAUCCUCUUUAUCAAUAUAUCAAUCACAAAAUAAUCUAUUAACUUUUGACAGUAGAAGUUCACGUCCGCCAACUAUAAUGAAUAAUAUUAUGAAUGAUGAUACAGAUACUGAAGAUGAUGAUAAUGCUAAAUUCAACAAUAAAUCAACUAACUCUUCUUUAAUGGGAGGCUUAACAUAUUCUGAUGGAGAAGAUAAUGAUGAUAUUAUGUCAACAAAGUCUAUGCCACGUGGUAGUCUUAUAUCUGAACAAAUAUGUCGUGCUUUAAACUUGGUUUUAUCACGUUUAUGGCCAUGUCUACCACCGCAUAAUCGUCCUGCUACAAAUUCAAUUGAAUUAUCUCUACAACAAUCGUCGGCACGUGCAAUCUGUUUACUCAUGAGACAUUCGCGUUUCAGACAAGCGCUUAUUUUGAAUAUUAAUUCCGAAUCAAAUUUAAUCUCUCAAUUAGUGUCUACAUUAUUGUCUGAAGUGAAUUUAAUUAGUCAAUGUUUAGUUCAAUCAAAUCAACGUAAAUUAAUUCGUUUAGGUUUACAACUUGCUCGAUCAUUAAUAAUAUUCAUUAAAGAAGGUUCUAUUAGUUUAGCUUCUGUGCUUGAGACUUUACAGUCCAUUCAUUCAUCUUGUAAACGACCUUUACGUUUUGUUGUGAAAUCCAUAUUAGAAAAAAUGGUUAAAAAGUUUGGACGUCAAGCUAUUCAGGGUUUGUUGAGUGUUGAACAUCAAAAAAUGGUACGCAAUUCAGUUAAACUAAUAGCUCGUCGUGAACGUAAAUCUAAAAUGCUUGAACAGUCAACUUCAAAGACAACACCAUCAUCGUUGUCAUUGAUUAGUGGAUCUACUCGCCAACAAAUAUCCGACAUCGACUCGGACCAUAAUUCAAGGCGAUCAAUAUCCAAUGAUAUUAAAAGUAUUCGUUCAUCUAUUCACAGUAAACCAUCAUCAUUAUCUCUGCCAAAACGUGUACAUAUUGCUCGGAUGGAUGAACUGUUAGCCACCUCUUCAAGUGAAGAUGAUGAUCGUCCUUCAAUUCAUUCACAUGCUAAAUCUAAUCGGGGUCAAACUAAAUCAUCACCUCGUGACAGUUUAUCAUUGAAACAUACAAAAUCAUUGGUAGAAGAAUUGGAAAAUGCCAAACUUACUGCUGGAUUGUGUAGACGUUCACGUAGAAAUUUAACUGAAAAUGGAUCUUUCAAUAAUAUGAUAGACAAUAUGGAUAUUGAUAUAGGUGCCUAUAGUGAAGAUGAUGAUGACGACGAUGAAGAGAUUAAUAAAGCCUUAUGUAAACAUCCAUUUAAAUCUAAACAUCAAGUUCGUUUUGCCACUGAUACAAUUAGUCAUACAUCAAAAACUCGUAGUCAGGUGUCGCGACAUACAUUAUCAGCAGUAACCACUGCAUCAUCACGUCAUCAGCCUUCGAAUGAUUCAGAUCUAUGGCUUGUAGAAAAUCCUGACAGUUCAGAAAUUUUAGAUUUAUCUGAUCCUAAAUCACUCGCUCGUCAUACAGCUUUUGCACCGGAUGGUAUGACAGCAAAAGCUAUGGUUAACAUUUUUCAGAAUUCAUUGGCUGAACAAUCAAAAUUAUCUGCUUCGCAAUCAAAUAAUAAACAUAAUAAUCAACCUUUUCCUAUUGUUAAUGGGAAAAUUGUUAUUAGUGGUAGUACAACUGAUGAAAAUCAAUUAAUGCUGACUAAAAAAGAUCAUUCAACAGAAUGGGAUCUCGAUGAUGAUGACGAUGAUGAUGGUAACAUACAGUCGACUUCCUGUGUGAAUAAAAACGAUGUUAAACAUCGAAAAAAGAGAACUAUUCCAAUACCUGGUCGUAUCUACGCAUCAAGCAAAGCAAAAGGUGAUAUGAAACGACCUGGUAUGCCAGAACCUUUUGCGUUUGUUCCACUUGGAGCUGGCAUCGGUAAAUCAAACAAUUCAAUUAGUCAAAGAGUAACGCCACUUGAACGUCGGCGUCUUUUGAGAGAAGUUGGCAUGGGAAGACAGAAACGAAAGAGAAUUCAAGGUGGUAACCAGAUGAAAUCCUCGAAGAAUAUUCCUUUGAAAGUUUUUCAUAAAAAGACUAAACUUUCAAAAUUAUCGAAAGCUAAAUUUUCACGAGAUAAUAUAUAAAACACUGGAAAUCUUUGUGAUCGUUUUUUUCUUCUGAUCAUAAUGUUAUUAUCCU